AUGACUCGUAACGGAAGUGAAUCCGGCUUCGACUUGCCUCUUUACCCACAGCAUUUUCUUACAAUUUUCCUGGUCUCGGAGUUUCCGGCUUUAGCGACCCAUUUUUUGGACAUUGCUCUGCAGCCACCAUCGCAUGGGCCAGCUGGUCUUGUCACAGUCUUGCUCGCGAAAGUCAACUUUGCUCGGGUCAACGUAUCGAUCAGAGCUCUUACCGCAUGCCCUGUCUCUUUUCCACGCUUCGAAUGCCACGUCUGUCCAUGGCUCGGUGACAAACAUACACGCACAUACACACACACACACAGUUCACCCUCACGAGGCUCAAAUGCCAGAAAGCGUCUGUUUCGGCGAAUUCAAAUCACCAUCUGA
Molecule: messenger RNA, 366 nt
Organism: Protopolystoma xenopodis
Lineage: Eukaryota; Metazoa; Platyhelminthes; Monogenea; Polystomatidea; Polystomatidae
Source: the annotation of a GenBank genome assembly